Penaeus indicus is the source of this 1461-nucleotide messenger RNA. RefSeq names its product mucin-2-like. The record is from RefSeq and is a predicted model, not a curated record. The coding region runs from base 1 to 1461 and encodes 486 amino acids. The transcript is spliced from 4 exons. NCBI's taxonomy places the organism in Eukaryota, Metazoa, Arthropoda, Malacostraca, Decapoda, Penaeidae.
AUGUUCGUCCCGCGGGAGGAGGACGAGAAGACGGCGGCGGGGCACCUGCGGGCGUGGGAAAAUUAUGCAAAUGAGAAUGGUAGCAAAUCUCGCGGCUACGUCCGGACAUGCGGCGUCGCGGCCUCCGCCACUUUGAAUAUUCACGAGGCUCCACCCCUCGCCGCCCCGCCGCUCAGGGCGACGCUCCCGCCGCGCCGCCGAGGGGAAGCUUCCUGCACUCGCCACCUGACACAACUUACCCGCUUAUUCCCCCCGCUACCCGACGGCGGAACCGGCCGGGACCCGACCCGCGGGGAGGACCGAGGCCCCGACGCCAGCCCGACGGGCGAAAACCUGACGGCGAACCGGCCGAAAACACGCUUUAAAAUACCGAACUACACCGGCACGCCACACCAACCCAACUCAAGCCACACCAACCCAACUCAAGCCACCCCAACCCAACUCAAGCCACACCAACCCAACUCAAGCCACACCAAUCUAACUCAAGCCACACCAACCCAUCUCAAGCCACGCCAAUCCUUCUCAAGCCACACCAACCCAACUCAAGCCACACCAACCCAUCUCAAGCCACACCAAUCCAACUCAAGCCACCUCAACCCAACUCAAGCCACACCAACCCAUCUCAAGCCACACCAACCCAACUCAAGCCACCUCAACCCAACUCAAGCCACACCAACCCUUCUCAAGCCACACCAACCCAACUCAAGCCACACCAACCCAACUCAAGCCACACCAACCCAACUCAAGCCACAUCAACCCUUCUCAAGCCACACCAAUCCAACUCAAGCCACACCAACCCAACUCAAGCCACACCAACCUAUCUCAAACCAUACCAACCCAUCUCAAGCCACACCAACCCAACUCAAGCCACACCAUCCUAUCUCAAGCCACACCAACCCAUCUCAAGCCACACCAACCCAACUCAAGCCACCUCAACCCAACUCAAGCCACACCAACCCAUCUCAAGCCACCUCAACCCAACUCAAGCCACACCAACCUAUCUCAAGCCACCUCAACCCAAGUCAAGCCACACCAACCCAACUCAAGCCACACCAACCCAUCUCAAGCCACACCAACCCUUCUCAAGCCACACCAACCCAACUCAAGCCACACCAACCCAACUCAAGCCACACCAACCUAUCUCAAACCAUACCAACCCAUCUCAAGCCACACCAACCCAACUCAAGCCACACUAACCUAUCUCAAGCCACACCAACCCAUCUCAAGCCACACCAACCCAACUCAAGCCACCUCAACUCAACUCAAGCCACACCAACCCAUCUCAAGCCACCUCAACCCAACUCAAGCCACACCAACCCAACUCAAGCCACACCAACCCAACUCAAGCCACCUCAACCCAACUCAAGCCACACCAACCCAACUCAAACCACCCCAACCCAACUCAAACCACACCAACCCAACUCAAACCACCCCAACCCAUCUCAAACCACACCAAUCUAA